Messenger RNA from Trichosurus vulpecula (common brushtail), 3255 nucleotides. RefSeq names its product serine/threonine-protein kinase ULK2-like. The record is from RefSeq and is a predicted model, not a curated record. Gene Ontology annotation, cellular component: cytoplasm; autophagosome. Gene Ontology annotation, biological process: autophagosome organization; autophagy; protein autophosphorylation. Gene Ontology annotation, molecular function: protein serine/threonine kinase activity; ATP binding. Lineage: Eukaryota; Metazoa; Chordata; Mammalia; Diprotodontia; Phalangeridae.
AUGAAGGCCUCUGCCGCCCGGCCGGGGGCUGACCCCGCAGCCACCACUCCUGGGCCCGGGGAGACCCCGCUGCCGGGCCUGGCGGCCUCCCGCCCGCCGCCCACCCCACGCCACCCUUCAUGCCGCACGCCCAGCACGGAGGCCGUGGGGGACUUCGAGUACAGUAAGAAGGACCUCAUUGGGCACGGACCCUUCGCCGUGGUCUUCAAAGGCGGGCAUCACAAGAAAACUGGUUGGGAAGUAGCUAUAAAAAGAAUUCAUAAAAAAAAUUUGUCAAAAUCACAAAUACUUCUUGGAAAGGAAAUUAAGAUCUUAAAGGAACUUCAGCAUGAAAAUAUUGUGGCUCUGUAUGAUGUUCAGGAAUUGCCGACUGUUUUUCUGGUGAUGGAGUAUUGCAAUGGUGGAGACUUGGCAGAUUACGUACAAGCUAAAGGAACUCUCGGUGAAGAUACCAUCAGAGUGUUUCUGCAUCAGAUUGCAGCUGCCAUGCGAAUUCUACAUAGUAAAGGAAUCAUUCACAGGGAUCUCAAGCCCCAGAACGUCUUAUUGUCUUAUGCCAGUCGCAGAAAAUCAAGUGUCAGUGGCAUUCGUAUCAAAAUAGCGGACUUUGGUUUUGCUCAUUAUCUGCAUGGUAACAUGAUGGCCGCUGCACUGUGUGGAUCUGCUGUGUAUGUGGCUCCUGAAGUUAUUAUGUCUCAACACUAUGAUGCCAAGGCUGACCUGUGGAGCAUAGGAACUGUGAUCUAUCAAUGCCUAGUUGGAAAGCCCCCUUUUCAGGCCAAUAGUCCACAAGUCUUGAGGAUGUUUUAUGAAAAGAACACGAGUUUGAUUCCUAGUAUCCCCAGAGAAACAUCACCAUAUUUGGCUAAUCUUCUCUUGGGUUUGCUUCAGAGAAAUCAGAAGGACAGAAUGGACUUUGAAGCAUUUUUUAGUCAUCCUUUUCUUGAACAAGUUCCCGUUGAAAAAUCCUGCUCGGUGCCAGUGCCCAUCUAUGCUGGUUCAGUUUCUGGCAGUUCUUGUGGUAGCUCUCCAUCUUGUCACUUUGCUUCUCCGCCAUCCCUUCCAGAUAUGCAGCACAUUCAGGAAGACAAUUUAUCUUCCCCACCCUUGGGUCUUCCUAACUAUCUCCAGGUCUCUAAAGAUUGUGCCAGUACUAAUAGUAAGAACUCUUCUUGUGACACCGAUGACUUUGUUUUGGUUCCACAUAACAUUUCAUCAGAUCACUCAUAUGAUAUGCCAGUGGGAACUGCUGGCAGACGGGCUUCAAGCGAGUUCUUGGUGUGUGGAAGAGGACCAUGUCAGCCCUCCCCGUCACCUCACAGAGAGACAGCACCUAUUCCAGUGCCUACUCAGUUAAGGAAUUAUCAGCGGAUUGAGCAGAAUCUCUCCUCAGCCAUCCCUGGGACAAACCCCCAUGGUUCUCCAAGAUCUGUAGUGGUACGAAGGUCUAAUACCAGCCCUUUGGGCUUUCUGAAGAUGGGCUCCUACUCUCCAGUACCUGCAGACACAGUACAGACUGCUGGGCGUAGGCUGUCCACAGGGUCCUCCAGACCAUACUCUCCUUCUCCAUUAGCUAGCUCUGUCCCCGAACAGCUUGGCCAUUGCUGUUGUGGACAGCUGCAGGGUCAUGACUUGAGGAGUAGAAAUUCUUCAUGUUCUCCAGUACCACAGUCGUGGUCACCGCUGUCUCUUUUGUUGGGUGCUAGACUUCAGAGUGCCCCUACACUCACUGAUGUCUACCAGAACAAACAGAAGCUUCAAAAGCAGCAUUCUGACCCUGUGUGCCCAUCCCAUGCAGGAUUUGGCUAUACCUACUCACCACAGCCAAGUAGGCCAGUCAGCCUUGGGACCUCCCCAACCAAGCACAUGGGAUUUUCUCCUAGGAGCUCUGACUGGCUAUUUAAAACUCCUUUACCAACAAUCAUUGGCUCUCCCACUAAGGCCACAGCUCCUUCCAAGAUCCCUGAAACCCAAGCAUGUUCCAAUUUGCUAGCCUUGGUUACGCGUCAGGGACCAACAGAUGUGCCAGCUAAAGAUGUGAGUGACCCACGAGAGUUCUCACAUUUUCUCUCAGCCCAUGGACGUGAAAGGCAGGUGGCUGAGCAGCAUAGCAAGGCCACAUUUGGCAGAUCUGUAAGUACUGGGAAGUUGUCAGAUCAACAGAUAAAGACGCCCUUGGGUGGGCAGUUCUAUCAGGGCAGUACAAACAGUCUCAACACAGAACGACCAAUGGAUACAGCUCCUGCAGGAGCCUGUGGCGUUGUUCUGGGACCUCUUGGGGCCACCAGAGCUAGUUCUAGGGCUGUGAUGUUUAAGGUAGGAUCUCCUCCUAAUAGUGCUACGCCUCGUACUUGCACCCAAAUGGUUCUUCGUAUGAGGACGACUUCAGUUGGAUCAAACAGUUCUGGAGGGUCUCUCUGCUCCACCAGUGGCCGUGUCUAUUUGGGUUUCCCUCCAGGCAUUUAUAUGGGUUCUUCUCUGCUGGGAGCACCAAGCCUGAAGUAUGCACCCUAUGGGAUGUCACCUCCCAGCUUGGAGGGCUUUAUCACUUAUGAAGUUCCAGAACUUCCAGAAGAAACUGUCAUGGAGAGGGAGCACACAGAUACAUUGCGCCAUCUGAAUACGAUGCUGAUGUUCACUGAGUGCGUGCUGGGUCUGACAGCCAUCAGGGGAGGGAGCCCCGAGCUGUGCACGUAUCAGAUCCAGGAGAGCGUGGUGGUGGAUCAGAUAAGCCAGCUGAGCAAAGAGUGGGGACAAGUAGAACAACUGGUAUUGUACAUGAAAGCAGCCCAGCUGCUUGCGUCAUCUUUGCAUCUUGCCAAAGCCCAGAUCAAAUCAGGGAAACUGAACCCGUCUACGGCUGUUAUACAAGUUGUCAAAAAUCUGAAUGAGAGGUAUAAAUUCUGUAUCACCAUGUGCAAGAAACUUAGAGAAAAGCUGAAUCACUUCUUCUCUGACAAGCAAAGAUUCAUUGAUGAAAUCCAUAGUGUGACUGCAGAGAAGCUCAUCUACAAUUGUGCCAUAGAAAUGGUUCAGUCAGCAGCCCUUGAUGAGAUGUUUCAGCAGAUGGAGGGUAUUGUGUAUUAUUACCACAAAGCAGCUCUUCUUUUGGAAGGCUUAACAAAAAUCCUGCAGGACCCUGCGGACAUUGAAAACGUACACAAAUAUAAAUCUAGUAUUGAAAGAAGGCUGUCUGCACUCUGCUAUGGUGUGGUGACUGUCUAUGAGCCAUAGCCUCUCCCAUGGACUGAGCAG